UUCACUCUCUCUCUCUCCACACACACACACGCUCCCUCACUUUUCGUGGGAGAAAGUUGGAAGGGGGAGAGCGAAAGAGAGAGAAAGGGAGAGAGAGUAAUUUCAAGUCUCUCUCUGCUCUCUCCACUUUCGGCACUCAUAUCAACUCUGCUGACUCAAUGGGGCUUUAGCAUUAGAGAAUCAAGUAAAAAACAAAAUAUUUAUUUCCCGAAUCCCUAUUUCUAUUUAAGUUUUUGUACAUAGGAUAGGUAGAUAGGUAACUUAUUCAAGACAAGUACAAGCAAUCCGUCAGAAACCCUUCACUAUGGAUAUUGGAGAAUGCCUGUUUCGGAAGAAGCGGAGACCGUGGCGCAUGGAUCUCUCGUUCGCCUUGGUGACUCUGGCUCUCGCCCUGUUCCAAACGCCUUUGGCACAAGCAGAUCCAGUGGAUGUGUUGCGGGUGCUGCAGCUGCCCUCUCUCCCUGAGGGGGUGCAGAAGGUUCCAGGCUUCUGCACGUCCCGUCGCGCUGGCACCGCUGACCAUGCCUACCGCAUCAACAAGAAGGCCCAGAUCUCCGUCCCCACCAGCCAGCUCUUCUCAGGUCGUUUCCCAGAGAACUUCUCCAUCAUGACCCUGGUGAAGGCCAAGGCCGGCCUGCAGGCCUUCCUGCUGUCCAUCUACAGCGAGCAGGGCGUGCAGCAGCUGGGCGUUGAGCUGGGGCGCUCGCCCGUCUUCCUGUACGAAGACCAGCACCGCAAGCCUGCCCCAGAGGACUACCCGCUCUUCCGGGGUGUCAACUUGGCCGACGGCAAGUGGCACCGCAUUGCCAUCUCCGUGCAGAAGAAGAACGUCACCCUGCUCUUGGACUGUAAGAAGCGCAUGACCAAGUCCCUGCCCCGUAGCAACAAUCCCACGAUUGACACCAAGGGCAUCACCGUGUUCGGUUCUCGCCUGAUGGAUGAGGUCUUCCAGGGUGAUAUUCAGCAGCUGCUGAUUGCAUCCAACCCUCAGGCUGCUUAUGACUUCUGCGAGCACUACAGCCCUGACUGUGACUCCCCUCUGCCCAGGAUUCAGUCCCAGGACCCCAACCCUCCCGGUAGCAAGGCAAGUAAUGGUGAGGCCAGCAAACCCAAACCUGCUCCAGCUAAAGCUAAGCCUGCCCUCGGCAAGCCUGCCCCAUCAAAGCCUGCCGCAGACAAGGCCAAGCCAGUUGUGACUAAAACAGCUAAAGUACCUGCAGCCCAGGUCAAACCUACCAAACAAGCCAAAGUAGAGGCAGCUCCUGCUGCAGCUAAACCAACCAAGGCCAAGCCCACCGCCAUUGAUAUCCUCCUGUCAAAAAUCAAACCAACAGCAGCAGCUCCCAAAAAUGGAGCUGAGAAGAAAGCCAAUGGUAACGGCAAAGGGGCAGAGGAGAAAAAAGUCAAUGGGGAGGUGAAAGUAAAUGGCAACGGCAAAAAUGGUGAAACCAAAGUUAAUGGCAACGGUAAGGGAUCUGAGGAGAAGAAAGCCAAUGCCAAUGGCAAAGGGAAAACAACCGACGCUCCCGCCGCUGUUGGGAAAAAAGAAAAUGGCAAAACCAAAGUGGCUGAAGAAAAGGUUACAGUUGUUGAGGAGAAAGUAGUGACUGUUGUUGAGAAAAAAGCCAAUGGCAAAGCCAACGGCAAUGGCAAUGGUAAUGGUAAACCUGCCACUGAUAAAAAUGGGGCUGACAAGAAAAUCAAUGGCAAUGGGGCAAAACCAGCUAAAGCUGAAGUGAAAGUAGAGACCACAGCUGUAAAGAAAGUUGUAAAAGCUGAAGCUGCCAAAGCUGCUGUAACCGAAGUUGUCAAAGAGGCAAAAACCAAGGUCACUAAAGUGGAAAAGAAAAUAGAAAAGACUGAUGCAAAAGCCAAAGUGGUAAAAACUGAGAAGAAGGAGGUCAAAGUUGCACCAGCAAAGGCAGAGGUUGUGAAAACUGAAACUGUAAAAGUGGUUGCUCCCAAACCAGAGAUCGCCAAAACGGAGACUGUCAAGGUGGUAGCUGUCAAACCAGAGGUCACCAAAACAGAAACAGUAAAAGUUGUAGCUGCCAAGCCAGAGGUCACCAAAACUGUGAAAGUGGUAGCUGGCAAACCAGUGGUCACCAAAACGGAAACUGUGACUGUCUUAGUCACCACACCAGAGGUCAUCAAAACAGAAACUGUAAAAGUUGUAGCUGCCAAGCCAGAAGUCACCAAAACAGAAACAGUGAAAGUGGUUGCCGCCAAACCAGAGGUCACCAAAACAGAAACUGUAAAAGUGGUAGCCACCAAGCCAGAAGUCACCAAAAAGGAAACGGUAAAAGUGGUAGCCACCAAACCAGAAGUCACCAAAAAGGAAACCGUGAAAGUUAAAACUGAGAAAACUGAAGUUAAACCUGCCAAAGCAGAGGUUGUUAAAACUGAGAUCAAGGUCACAGCAGCUAAACCAGUCACCAAAACCGAAACAGUUAAAGUUGUUGCAGCGGUAGCCACCAAAUCCGAAGAAACCAAAGAGGUCAAGGUCACUGCUGUAAAACCAGAGGUCACUAAAACAGAAACUGUUAAGGUCAAGACUGUUAAAACUGAGGUGAAGGCCCCUGUUAAAGCAGAGGUAAUCAAAACAGAGAAAGUCGAAGUUGUUGCUGCCAAGCCAGAAGUCACCAAAACUGAGGUGGUCAAAGUCAAAACAGAAGUCAAAGUUCCAGCUACAAAACCACCACCUCCAAAACCAGAGGUUGUUGUAACUGAAACUGUUAAGAUUGUUGAGGAACGUCCAAAACCUCCCUUUAAACCACCACCUAAGAAAGAGGCACCAGCUCCUGUGCCCUUACCACUUCCUCCUCUCCCCAAGCCAGAGAAGGCCAAGGUUGAGGUCAAUAACGUCAAAUCCACCUCCAAAAAUUUCCCUCCCUUCGACAAGUCUGUGGUCAGCGGCACCACCCUUCCAGUGCCAGAAAAACCGAAGAAACCGACCAACGGUUAUCAACAGGACAUAGAUCCUGCCUACUCAGAGAGUGGUCCCACCCCCACUGAGACGGAUUAUUAUUACACCUUAGAGGAGGAAGCAGCCCCACAACCAGAUGGUGAGGUGAUUGGACAUGAUGCAACUCCUGGCCAGGUGGAGGAACCAGUGGUGGAGGAGGUAGACUUGACCAAGGCAGGUGGCGAGGGGGCGUCUCAGUCUCCCGACGAGACUUUCACAGAGGAGUAUGUGACUGGUGAUUUUGGCAUGAAGGAAUACGACUAUUCCUACAAGGACUACAACGAGCCUAUGCCCGAGGGAGAGACCGACGCUGGCCAGAUGGGCCCUGCUCUGUCCGCAGUGACGGACGAGGGAGGCGCCGCCGUGAGUGCCCAGAAGGGAGAGAAGGGAGAGCCUGCUGUCCUUGAGCCUGGCAUGUUGAUUGAAGGACCCCCAGGACCUGAAGGACCAGCAGGUCUCCCUGGUCCUGCCGGCCCCUCUGGACCGCCUGGCUCUGUUGGUGAUCCUGGGGAGAGGGGUCCCCCUGGCAAAGCUGGACUGGCUGGUGCUGAUGGAGUUCCUGGACCCCCUGGCACCUCUGUCAUGCUGCCCUUCCGCUUUGGAAACAGCGCUGGAGAGAAAGGCCCAGUCGCUUCAGCACAAGAGGCCCAGGCCCAGGCUAUCCUGUCUCAGGCUCGGCUUGCUAUGAAAGGACCACCUGGCGCAAUGGGCUACACUGGCCGUACCGGACCUGUGGGAACUCCUGGUAGCCCUGGCCUGAAGGGAGAGAGUGGAGACCCUGGUCCUCAGGGUCCUAGAGGACCUCAGGGAUUGUCUGGGCCACCUGGCAAAUCUGGACGCAGGGGCCGUGCUGGAGCUGAUGGAGCCCGCGGUAUGCCAGGAGAGUCUGGUGUUAAGGGUGACCGUGGCUUUGAUGGGCUUCCUGGGUUGCCAGGAGACAAAGGAACGCGGGGUAACACAGGUGGAAUGGGAGUCCCAGGAUCUCCUGGCGAGGAUGGAGAGAGGGGAGAUGACGGAGAUGUCGGACCCAGAGGUCUUCCAGGUGAACCAGGACCCCGUGGUCUGCUGGGUCCCAAAGGUCCCACUGGUCUCCCUGGACCUCCUGGUGUGCGUGGAAAUGAUGGUCCUCAUGGUCCUAAAGGAAACUUGGGACCCCAGGGAGAGCCCGGCCCACCUGGGCAGCAGGGUCAACCAGGAACUCAGGGAAUGUCAGGACCUCAGGGAGCUAACGGACCGCCAGGCGAGAAGGGACCAAGAGGAAAGCCCGGUCUGCCAGGCAUGCCAGGAGCCGAUGGCCCCCCAGGUCACCCAGGAAAGGAGGGACCUGGUGGCACCAAAGGAAACCAGGGACCCAGUGGCCCUCAGGGUCCUAUUGGCUAUCCUGGCCCUCGUGGAGUUAAGGGCGAGCAAGGUAUCCGAGGACUGAAGGGGCACAAGGGGGAGAAGGGUGAAGAUGGAUUCCCUGGAAUCAAAGGAGACUUUGGAGCAAAGGGAGAGAGAGGAGAGUUGGGAGUUCCUGGCCCCAGGGGAGAGGAUGGUGCAGAGGGGCCAAAAGGUCGUGUUGGACCCCCUGGUGAGAUCGGCCCUCUUGGUCUUAUUGGAGAGAAGGGUAAACUUGGUGUUCCUGGUCUGCCUGGAUAUCCUGGAAGACAAGGAAUCAAGGGAUCUCUUGGUUUCCCAGGAUUCCCUGGUGCUAACGGCGAGAAAGGCGCAAGGGGUAUUAUUGGAAAGUCCGGUCCAAGAGGACAGAGAGGACCAACUGGACCCAGGGGUCAGAGAGGUCCUCGUGGUUCCACCGGAAAGCUUGGAGCCAAGGGUUCAUCAGGAAGCGAUGGCCCCUCCGGUCCACCAGGAGAGAGGGGACUGCCCGGGCCUCAAGGAGCAAACGGAUUCCCUGGGCCAAAGGGACCUCCCGGACCACCAGGGAAAGAUGGACUGCCCGGACACCCUGGACAGAGAGGCGAAGUCGGAUUCCAAGGCAAGACUGGCCCUCCUGGAGGACCAGGAGUUGUUGGACCUCAGGGUCCUGCAGGCGAGACCGGCCCAAUGGGUGAGCGUGGACAUUCUGGCCCCCCUGGACCACCAGGUGAGCAGGGCUUGGCUGGACCUUCUGGAAAGGAAGGAACCAAGGGUGACCCUGGUCCCCCUGGUGGCCCCGGAAAAGAUGGACCCCCUGGUCUGAGAGGAUUCCCCGGAGAGAGAGGACUACCAGGAACCCCGGGCGGCCCUGGACUCAAAGGAAGUGAAGGCCCAGCUGGUCCUCCUGGCCCAGCCGGAUCUUCAGGUGAGAGGGGCUCAGCUGGCGGAGCAGGCCCCAUCGGACCCCCAGGAAGACCAGGACCUCAGGGACCACCUGGAGCUGCAGGAGAGAAGGGAGUGCCUGGAGAGAAAGGACCUAUGGGCCCAGCUGGUCGUGACGGACUCCAAGGCCCAGUGGGUCUCCCUGGCCCUGCAGGACCACCAGGAGUUCCCGGAGAGGACGGAGACAAGGGUGAGGUUGGUGAGCACGGCCAGAAGGGAGCUAAAGGAGGAAAGGGAGAGCAGGGUCCUCCUGGUCCACCAGGAUCAAUGGGUCCAGUUGGCCAGCCUGGUGCUGCUGGAGCUGAUGGUGAGACCGGUGCCAGAGGUCAGCAGGGUAUCUUUGGAGCCAAGGGAGAUGAAGGAACAAGAGGAUUCCCAGGACCUCCAGGUCCUAUUGGUCUGCAGGGAUUGCCUGGCCCAUCUGGAGAGAAGGGAGAGACUGGAGAUGGUGGACCAAUGGGACCUCCUGGUCCUCCAGGCCCACGUGGCCCAGCUGGUCCCAACGGUGCCGAUGGUCCUCAAGGUCCUCCUGGAGGUAUUGGCAACCCAGGUCCCGCAGGAGAGAAGGGAGAGCCUGGUGAGUCUGGUCCACCUGGAAUUGGCGGAGAGCCUGGAAAGAAGGGUCCUCGUGGAGAGCGCGGUGAGAAGGGAGAGUCUGGACAACCCGGAGUUGCUGGACCAGGAGGCGGAAGAGGACCUACCGGAGAUGACGGACCCAAAGGAAACCCUGGCCCUGUUGGUUUCCCUGGUGAUCCUGGCCCCCCUGGUGAGGUUGGCCCAAGAGGAGCUGAUGGAGCCAAGGGAGAGAGAGGAGAGGACGGUGAACAAGGAGAAGCUGGCUCUCCAGGACCUUCUGGUGAGAACGGACCACCUGGGCCUCCCGGAAAGAGGGGUCCUGCCGGCACAAGAGGACCAGAGGGACGUCAGGGAGAGAAGGGCGCCAAGGGAGAUUCAGGUGCUACUGGACCUCCAGGAAAGACCGGCCCAGUCGGAGCUCAGGGCAACCCAGGAAAACCAGGAACUGAGGGUCUGAGAGGACUUCCUGGAUCAGUGGGUGAACAAGGUUCUCCAGGCCCUGCUGGCCAGCAAGGACCUCCUGGACCUCUUGGUCCUCCAGGUUUGCCUGGUCUUCACGGAGACCCUGGUGCCAAGGGAGAGAAGGGACACCCAGGUAUGAUCGGUCUGAUUGGACCUCCCGGUGAACAGGGAGAGAAGGGUGACCGAGGACUUUCAGGACCCCAGGGAACAAGUGGACCCAAAGGAGAGACUGGUAUGCCUGGUGGUACUGGACCUCUCGGCCCUGCUGGUCCUGCUGGUCUGCCUGGCCCCAGAGGUGUCAAGGGUGCUAAAGGUGCUUCAGGUGGUGCUGGCCCCAAGGGAGAGAAGGGUGUAUCAGGACCUCCAGGACCCCCUGGACCUCCAGGUGAUGUCAUCCAGCCACUGCCCAUCCAGAUCCACAAGAAGUCCAAGCGUUCCAUCGAUGCCAGCAAGAUGGUGGAGACUGAUGACACACCAGCUGAUUCCGCCGGUGCCGCCAACGAGGGCAUGGAGGAGAUCUACGGCUCCCUCAACUCCCUGCGCCAGGAGAUCGAGGCCAUACGCUUCCCUCUUGGCACCCAGGAGAGCCCAGCCCGUACCUGCCAGGACCUCAUGCUCAGCCAGCCAGAUUACAAAGACGGAGAGUACUGGAUUGACCCCAACCAGGGAUGCCAUCGCGAUUCCUUCAAGGUUUACUGCAAUUUCACAGCUGGUGGAGAGACAUGUCUCUACCCAAGCAAGGCCAUGGAAAAUGUGAAAUUGAACUCUUGGGCCAAGGAGACUCCUGGGUCCUGGUACAGUAAAUUUUCAAAGGGCAGCAAGUUCACAUACGUGGACUCUGUUGGCGAGCCAGUGGGCGUAGUCCAGCUGGGCUUCCUGCGGCUAUUGAGUGUCCAGGCCCGCCAGAACCUUACCUACCACUGCCACCGCUCCGUGGCCUGGGCCGACCGCACUACCAAGGACAAGGACCAGUAUCAGCGGGCACUGCGUCUCCAGGGCGCCAACGAAGAGGAGCUCGCCUACGAGACCAGCCCCUACAUCAAGGCUCUCGAGGACGGCUGCUCGUAUCGUAAGGGUUACGACAGGACGGUGCUGGAGGUCAACACGCCUCAGGUGGAGCAGCUCCCUCUGCUGGACAUGAAGAUCUCAGACUUUGGGGAGAAUAACCAGAAAUUUGGCUUUGAAGUGGGACCUGUCUGCUUCCUGGGUUAAAACACAUGCAGAGAGAGAGGGGAACACAAGCAUCGACACACUCGAAGCACACAGACAUACACUUACACUGAUGCACUCACUCACCUACACGUACAUGGACAUGCACUUAUACAACACAUAUUGAUACAACCACAUAGAUGUGCCAAUAUGAAUGCUCAGUGUUUUAUUAUUUUUUUAAGUUAAAAAUGUGGAAUACACACACUCAUACACUUGCACAGGCAUGCACAUACACACGCCCACAAAAGCACACACACACAAAUACACAAGAUCUGUUGUUAAACAGACCUGCACUCACUUAAGAACAUGCCCAGGGAAAACGACUCCCAAAGACCAACGGACAAGAAGAGAAGAGUAGAACACGCCCACACUCUCGCAGGGAGGAGAGCCAAGAUAGAACUGUGAGAGGAGAAAAGUGUUCUGGCCCGACUAGAACUGUGUUCUUUUGUAAUGAGUGGCUGAACCUAAAGGGUCAGCGACAAAUCCAUUUCCGCCCGUCCCCAAGCCCCCCCUCCCCACCCCGCCGCCCCUCCCCAGGUUUCGGAGAUCCCCCCCCCUCUCGCUCCUGUCCCCUCCCCGCUGAUUUUUCUUUUCGAGGCGUCUCACCCUCUCUACCUCUUUGCUUUGUCCCUCAGCACCCAGCCUCAUAGAAAAGGCCCAGCCCUCCCUGUGCCUCACGUCCUGUGUCUUGAAACGCAAAAA
Messenger RNA from Alosa sapidissima (American shad), 8215 nucleotides. It is a transcript of the gene col11a2, whose product is annotated as collagen, type XI, alpha 2. Bases 305 to 7516 code for a protein of 2403 amino acids. The record is from RefSeq and is a predicted model, not a curated record. The transcript is spliced from 66 exons. Lineage: Eukaryota; Metazoa; Chordata; Actinopteri; Clupeiformes; Clupeidae. Gene Ontology annotation, molecular function: heparin binding; extracellular matrix structural constituent.